Messenger RNA from Cloeon dipterum, 5274 nucleotides. It is a transcript of the gene fra, whose product is annotated as frazzled. Lineage: Eukaryota; Metazoa; Arthropoda; Insecta; Ephemeroptera; Baetidae. Gene Ontology annotation, molecular function: protein binding. Gene Ontology annotation, cellular component: plasma membrane. The coding region runs from base 200 to 4411 and encodes 1403 amino acids. Gene Ontology annotation, biological process: cell-cell adhesion. The record is from RefSeq and is a predicted model, not a curated record. The transcript is spliced from 18 exons.
UUUUUACGACUGCUCACUGUGGCUGGCUGGCUGGUUGGCUCCGCUCCCUCUCCAUCGGCCGCUUGUGUUGUUGUCGUCCAAAAUAUGCGGGGCUAGUUCGGACGCAACCUCUCGCCUGACUGCUCCUUGAGGCUGGACUGUCCAAUAUGCGCUCCUCGCCUUUGUUUCUGUGAAGAAAUCGUCCUGAGCGGAGUCCAAAAUGCGUCCGCUUGAGUCCUUGCUUCGGCCUAGCUUGCUGCUCCUCGCAGUGUUGUCAGCCACUUACUGCUCGUCCACUUCUGCAGCUCGGUCAAGUGCAGGCAGUCUCGAGUUCAGCAAAGAGCCUCAGGACACGGUGGUACCACCGGGUGCCCCGGCAUGGCUGCACUGCGAGUUGAAACCCUCAGCGUCGGAACCUACUUCCUUCAUCACCUGGCGUGGUCCUGACGGCAGCGUGCUCAACUUCAUCGGUGACUCGCUUCGUCGGCAGCUGGGCAACGGCACCCUUUUCUUCAGCAGUGUACCCAUCGGCAUGUCUACGCUACUCGGCACCUACCAGUGCCUGGUGCACAUCGACGGCGUAGGCACUGUAGCCAGCAGGAAGGCAAACCUCUCCUUGGCAUUUGGUCCCCACGUCAAACGACAGCCAAAGAGCCAAACCAUUCAAAACGGGCAGAUAGCCCAUUUUGAGUGCGGCGUUGAGGCCAGUCCACCCGCGUCCAUCGUGUGGCUGAGGAAUGACCAUGUCCUCGCUCUGGACGAGACGAGAAUGAUGCAGCUGCCCUCCGGCUCAUUGGACAUCAACGACGUGGAGUUCUGGGAUGCUGGCAUUUACAGAUGCAACGCGACCAGUCCCAACGGACACGCACUCAGCGAAAAAGCCACGCUGACCAUCAAACAAGAGCAGCAGACCAGACUGACGCCACCGACCUUUGUUGCCAAACCCGAGGACACUGUAGCCAUCGAGGGCAGCAACGUCACCCUUGGCUGUGCUGCGGUCAGCAACCCCAGUCCGUCUUUCAUCUGGCUCAAGGAUGGAGUCAGCAUCGAUUUCAAGGAUUUGGACAGCAGGUAUAUCAAGAUCGGAACAGCGUCUCUGCAAAUUAGCAAAGUGCAAGUUAGAGACGCGGGCGCGUACCAGUGCAGGGCUGAGAACAAAGAAGACUCGUUGGACGCCACGGCUAAUCUCAAAGUUCAAGUGCCUCCCAGAUUCAAGAAAAAACCACUAGACUCUUUUGCUGAGGAAAAAGAAGAUAUAGAGCUAAGUUGUGAGGUGGAAGGCCACCCUGAACCAAGGGUAGUUUGGUUGAAGAAUGGAGAAGAAAUCAAACAGAACGAAUACAUGCAGGUGCUCAACGGAAAUAAUUUAAGAAUUCUUGGUCUUAUGUCACUGGAUGCGGGAGUGUUCCAAUGUGUCGCAUCCAAUCCAGCAGGGGAAAUUCAAGCAGCAGCACGCUUAAACGUUUUAAAACCAGGUUCUCAACCGAAAGAGAACACCAUUCCAAAACGUAUGCCACUAGGUGAUUCUGUGUACAAUGACGUGCCAACUGAGCCGCAAGAGGUUAUGGCGCCGUUCACAAACGCGCGUUUCAUCACUCUCAAGUGGAAAGAGCCAGAGUACAGUAGCAGCCCUGUGCUCGCCUACUCGGUUUUUUACAAACUGAAAGACUCUGACAGGGAGAGGGUUGCUAACACAAGCAGACCUGACAUCAGCAUUUCUGGCCUCAUGCCGUCGAGAACCUACGUAUUCAGAGUGGCAGCCAUCAAUUCGCAGGGCACCGGAAAGCUCUCUGACUCGAUAGAGGCGUCCACCUUGGCCGAAGCGCACGUGCCCGGAGUUCCCAAAAAUCUGAAAGUGUACGCCACCUCUUCAACGUCGAUAGCAGCAGAGUGGCGGCAGCCCGAUAACGGAGAAGCACCCGUCAGCUACUACAAACUGUUCUACAUGCUAGGCGACUCUUCCAUGGAACACCACGUGGUCACAAUGAACACUUCCUUUGAAGUCAGAGACCUGAAGAAGUACUCAGAGUACUCAGUGUGGGUUGUUGCUUUCUCAAAGAAUCACGAACCAGGAGCCAGCACUGAGCAAGUGGUAGCUCGCACUCUGGGUGACAUUCCAGAGGAGCCUCCAUCAAACGUAACACUGGAAGCAGCCUCGUCGACCAGCAUUGUAGUUCGCUGGGAGCCACCACCAGAGCAUACCCAGAACGGUCUGAUCAACGGCUACAAAAUCCGGUUCAGGCGGAAGGGCAGAAGCAAGGGCGCCGAGACUGUGUCAGCUGCUGGAAAUCGGCGGAUGUACUCCAUCGACGGCUUGGACAGAGACGCAGAAUAUCAAGUCAGAAUGUUUGCGUUGAACGCAAAUGGAACUGGACCGCCAACCGACUGGCUCUCGGCUUCCACGUUGGAUAACGACUUGGACGAGUCGAGAGUGCCAGACCCUCCCACAAACCUGAAGGUUCGACCAGCGGCUGAUUCAGUCCAUGUCACGUGGACGCCCACGCUUGGUAGGAAUGUGAUGGUCAGAGGCUACACCAUUGGAUGGGGAAUUGGAAUUCCUGAUGUGUUCACCCACGUUGUCGAGGGAAAGCAGAGAUAUUACCACAUUAAAAACUUGCAACCUAAUUCCGAGUAUGUCAUCUCUGUGAGAGCGUACAACAACAUGGGCGAUGGUCAACCCGUUUAUGACAGCGUGCGGACCAGAGAGGAAGAGCUUUUGGAUGUGGCGCCUGUACUACUGCCACCGAUCGGUCUCGAGGCGGUCGUCACCUCAGCGCAGUCUGCGGUCGUGUACUGGACGGACUCCGGACUGCCCAAGAACCAAGAGGUGUUUGACGGAAGACAUUACGUAGUGAGAUACACUUCCUUGCACCACGCACCAAAUCCACGGUACAAGUACGUCAACACCUCUCAGCUGAACGUAAUCAUUGGCGACCUGAAGCCAAACACCGAAUACGAGUUCACUGUUAAAGUUGUCAAGGGUCACCGAGAGAGCCACUACAGCAUGAUGGUGUACAACACAACUCUUGAAGCUGCUCCAAGCUCAGCGCCAAGGGAUUUGACCGUUGUGUCUUCAGAAGGAAGCAUCACGGAUUUCAAUCUCAACUGGCAGCCCCCCAAAACGCCAAAUGGGCAAACCACCGGCUAUCACAUUGCUUAUACAGAUGACCAGCGCAAAUCAGAAAAGGAAUGGGCUACGCACGAUGUCGACGAAGAUAGAAUGACAACGUCGAUUAAGGGAUUGAAGCCUGACACCACCUACUACUUCCGCAUCCAGGCCAGAAACAAAAUCGGCCAUGGACCAUUCUCAAGCGUAACAACGUUCAAGACUCCACACUCAUCUGGAAGCUACUCUCAUGGCUCUGGAAAUUCCGCCGGCAAUGAAACAGAGUUUCCAGAAAUUAACAUAUUUCUCUUGGCGGGUGUUUUGACACUUGUGGGAAUUCUGCUGGUUUCUGCCUUCUUAAUAUUUGUGUGCUGCAAAAAGCAACAAGAUGACACUACUGAAAGAAAUAAAGCGGUGCAAAAGAAGCCCAACAUCAAGCCUCCUGAUUUGUGGAUCCACCAUGACACAAUGGAACUGAAAGCUUUAGAGCAGAAGAAUGGCCAGAGCAGCAGCUCGUCGCAAGACCCGCUGGAUCAGGACUCGCCGCCGUCCUCGGAGCCUCCUCAGCUCGCAAGGGUCAACACAAGCUCGAUAGAUAAAAGAACCUACGUGCCCUCGUACCUGUCGCAAGGUGGCAGUAGCACCAGCAGUCGCCUCAGUGACGAUGAUAGGUCAUCCACGGUGCGCCGAUCUAAGCCAGUGUCUGUCCAUGUGGACGCGUCGCUGCUGCACAUGGACCCAGGGGCAACUUUAGUUUCAAGCAAUGAUCCCAGGCCGUACCCUCGGACUCAGUACACCGUCUCCAGAGCCCACGUGACUCUUGACCCAGGCACCUCAACAGUUGCAUCGUCAACAACCAUCUCCGAAAACCCCUACUCCUUGCAAGGAGGGUACGACACCGUGGACAGACCUCACGCCCAUGCAAUUCCUGCUAAUUACAAUGUUCUGGCGGGUACAAGUGGAGAUUCGGGAACCUUGGGCAAGCGCAUGCAGGGUCACCCCCUGAAGAGUUUCAGCGUGCCAGCGCCGCCGCCCCAGGCCGGGACUGGCAUCAGGCAGUCUGGCAGCCCGUUCAAGAACAAGCUGCCAUCGACAAACCAGCUGCCGUCGGGCAUGUCCUCUCUUAAAAGAGGCUCAGAAGCUGGUCGUGCGUCAACGUGCACAACCCCUUUGCUCACACCUUCGUGGGGUGAAAAUGAAAUGCCAACUGAAAGCACAAGGCUGCAGCCUUCACUGAGCACUGAAGAAUUGAACCAGGAAAUGGCAAACCUGGAAGGCUUGAUGAAAGACUUGAACGCCAUAACAGCUAAAGAGUUUGAAUGCUGAGAUCUCAUCCUUGAAACGUAAAUUAUAAUGUAAAUAGAUUAUUUGUAAAAAGAAAAGAGACCCGGAAUUUGUGUCUGCUGACCGAUUCAUGGGUCAAGCUAGCUAAAAACCACGUCCAGCUGACCUUAAUUGUAAGUGACAUGACUAACGCAUUUUCACCAGGUGCGCAAGUUUUUAAAUUUAUAUAAAUUAUUAAGAAUAACACGUUGACUGAUUUUAUAUAAUGAGCUAAAUUGUAGAAGCACAACAGCUUUCUAUGGAAAAUUAAUACGUCUGGCUGGAAAAACGUUACGCUACUUACAAUGUGUUGUAAAGAUGUGAAUAAAACAUAAUGCUUUUGGUUGUAAUGAAAUUUUACACCUACCUCUUGGAUGCUUUUAUGAGAGAAAGAAAUGUGCGUGCCAUAAUAAGGAGAACUUAAUUUUCAUUAAACUGACUAAUUUUAGAGUAUUACUUUUCAUGUACUUUCAGGCAGCUUUUCUGCAUUUUAUACUUUUGCAAUAAACAACGGCAGCUAGCGUAGCAACAGCUAAUCAAUCAAUGAAUUCAUUGAUGAGGAACAAACACACCACACUUGAGAAGCAUUAUUUUUCUGUUAAAAAUCUUAGGAAAUGUAGGUAUUGCAAAAUUAGCUCACUCGACGGUAUCUUCGUACAAACAGCCAUUAUUUGUAUGGAUAUUUAAUCAUUGCCAUGUUGGUAAGUGUCGCCUAUUCAUGUAAAUCUCUUUGCCCAUUUUAUAUUUAUCCUACUCCUCACUCUCUAUUUGUAUCUAAAAAUCUUCGUGACAAAAAAAUAUAACGUGAAUUGUGUUUUGUAUAAUUCAAGGCGGAGUUAAUAAUAAAUGGUUGAUAAUAUCACUUG